Chinchilla lanigera (long-tailed chinchilla) is the source of this 2925-nucleotide messenger RNA. RefSeq lists its product as uncharacterized. Lineage: Eukaryota; Metazoa; Chordata; Mammalia; Rodentia; Chinchillidae. The coding region runs from base 843 to 1952 and encodes 369 amino acids. The record is from RefSeq and is a predicted model, not a curated record. The transcript is spliced from 3 exons.
AUCAAACUCAGGACCUUGUGCUUGCCAGGCAGGCACUGAGGCACGCAGCUAUAUCCCUAGCCCUUAACAUUUUUUUAUAAAGUAUUAAAGACCUAGAGACAUCUUAGUGGACCACAUGUUUUUCGGACAAAUAUAGCUUACACAAAUGGUAAAAUGUAUCUUGAAGUAAACACAAAGAAUAAUUUCAUUAUUUUGUAUUUCAAUACUGGAAUAUUUCCAUCUAUGAGGCUAAAAAUAUAUUAAACUGUAUUGAAGUUCAAAACCUCUGGGAUGGCAGUAUUUAGCUGAGUGACACCAACUAAGUAAUAAUUACAACAUGACUAGGCCUUCAGCAUAUUCUUCCAGCUCCCAUCAAUUAUUGAGUCUGCAUAUAGGACCCACUGCCAACAGUUUGCACUGGGUCUGUUUCCAGGGAGAGUACACAAUAUUUAUUCCCAAAACACAAAAAUAAAAAGGAUGCCCUCAGUAUCUUCAAAGCUUUCUCUUCAAUAGGCGCCAUGUCGUGGAAACACAGCCCCUCUAAUUUCUGUGUGUGGCCAUCCAGCCUGGCUCACACAGGGAAAUCCACUCCCCACCAACAGACUAUGCCUUCACAUACCGCCUCAUAGUAGUCUCUAUCUAGGAUAGUGAUGACACACAGAAAGCUUGUGACUGCUUCUGGUUACCUUAGAAAUCAACCCAAGCUAUCCUCAAAAAUCACAAGUAGGUAGCUCAACAUGUGAAUGAAGGCCAGAAACUUUAGUGGCUGGAAAUCAGUACUCUGCAGAACGGGGAAUGGGAGGUUAAAGCACUGGGGUGCAGCUCACGGGAGGAGACGCUCAGAGGAAGAGUGAAGAGCAAAGAUGCUGUACAUGAAGCUGGCAGCCGACAGGGUGAUGGCUGAAGCCAAAGACACAGAAGAUAAACACAAGGCAACAAGAACAAUGCGAGUGACGAAAGAGGCUUUGGAAAAAGGGGACCCUGGGGGACUCUCAAAGGAGCUAGGAGGGAUACAGGCCCAACCCUCCCAGCCUCCCGCAGUGACAGAGUGGCUGGGUCUGAGUACAGAAAACCAAUUGGCCUGGGCUAGAAAUACUCAAGACCCUUGGAUGGCAGCAGGUCCCUUUUCCCCACUAGAAAAGAAGAUUAAGAGUUUAGGUGGCAUCCAUUCUUCAGAAGUGAGAAAACUAUUAGCCCAACAAUUUCAAAAGGAGCAUGAAGCACUUGAUAAAUUUAAGGCCAUGUCUUUUGACUUCUGGUUUGCUAAAGCAAAGGAAUACUAUUAUCAACGACAUCAAGAAAUGAUGAAAGAAGCGCAGAACAAGACAGUUCCAGAAAGGGAAAUUAAAGUAGAGGAAGAUGAGAAGAGAUCACAAAGUAAAAAAUCAGAAGACGCUAAAAAAUGGGGAUAUCUAGUGUCUGAGAGGGAACUGAAUCAUAUAGAGAAACACAUACAGCGAGCUGAAAGAGCUAGAGGCCUCAGAGACCACAAAUAUCAACCAUUCCCUCCAACAAUUCCAAGUGAAAAACUUUCCCCAAAAACAUUACCACUGGAGACUGAAAAGAAAGGAACCACCCAGAAAGCACACAAACCUGAAACCAAAAAACACAAGGUGGCAUGGGCCCAGGAACAGAUGAAGAGACAUCAAGAGCGAAUGAUUCGUGGGAGAAAACUUACAGAGCAGAGAAGUCAUCAAAGAGAUGCCUGGAAACGCUCUGGCUAUGUUCCUCCUGUCCUAAAAUCUCAAGUGGAGAAGAAGGAGGUGAAAGAGUCUGAGAGGGUCACGGCUUAUCCUAUCUUCCAGCCUUACCAGAAAACGCUCAUGGAAGUGACUAUCCUGAUGGAGAAAUCGAAAGAGGCUACAAUUCAAAAACCACUCCCAAGGGAGCUCUUAAGUAUACCGCCAUUCCUGAGAAGUAAACUAGAAAAAUAUAAAGUUUUAAGUUAUUUUAUUAUUGCGUUUCUUUUUUAGCAUAUUUUAUAGUAAUCAGUUGAAUAAAAUUGUAGGAAGUCGACAAAAAAGAAAAAAAGCAAUUGGGGACAUGUAUACUUGAAAAAGUAUGGUGUUAAAACAACAGGUGGUGUGAUUUUUUUUUUUUGGGGUGUGAUUUCAUUUGUGUGAAAUUUCCACAUUAGACACAUUUGUACAGAAGGUAGGUUUGUCACUAGUUAGGGCAGAGGUAAGAAAGUUAGAUGUGGACAGGAGAGUAACAGUUAAUGAAUACAGAGUAAGGUGACAGAAAUGUUCUAAAAUAGAUUGUGGCAACAGCUGCACAACCCAUUAAUCGAUUUUAAAACACUGAAUUGUAUUAAGUGAGUGAAUUAUACACUAUGUGAAUUAUAUCUCAAUUAACCUAUUUAACAAAAAGAAAAAAUGCUAGAGUUUAGAAAAAAGGAUGUGAUCCAAGAAAUGGGGGCAAGGGGCCUGAUUCUGAAGGCUCUGAAUUGCACUGAAAAGUUCAGAUUUUUUAAAUACUGAAGGCAGUGAGCAACCAGUGAGAAACUGUCAAGUGGCUUGGAAGAGAUCAGAAAGACAGACAGGAACCAAGGAAGCAGGAGAUAUCAGACCGGCGUCUCUGAUAGUAAUGUGGGCAAGAUGGAGAAAGUGGAGAGACCAGAAAGAAAUUAGUGACCCAUUAACGCAUGGGGUGCUAAGGAGUUGCCAGGGAAAUCUUAGGUUUCUGUCCAAGGAAAUAAUGUGGUAAAAGCACCAGUAGAGGAAUUAAAAAAGAUUGGGGUGGGGGCAGUUUUAUAAAUGUUUAAAAUAGCCCAUAUGCUAAACAAUAAACCGUUGGUUACAUAGAUCUAGUAUUUUCAAUUAGGUUAAGGAUCAAAGUUUCAAGACUGUUCAGGAUGUAAAUGUGUAUAAAUCAAGAGAUGAGGACAGUGGAAAAGAAAUCAGAAAAAGAGUAGAUAUUUCUUGUUCUUUUUUUUUUUUUUUUUGA